This is a messenger RNA of Oenanthe melanoleuca, 463 nucleotides long. RefSeq names its product bone gamma-carboxyglutamate protein (gene BGLAP). The coding region runs from base 1 to 366 and encodes 121 amino acids. Lineage: Eukaryota; Metazoa; Chordata; Aves; Passeriformes; Muscicapidae. The record is from RefSeq and is a predicted model, not a curated record. Gene Ontology annotation, cellular component: extracellular region. The transcript is spliced from 5 exons. Gene Ontology annotation, molecular function: structural constituent of bone; calcium ion binding; hydroxyapatite binding. Gene Ontology annotation, biological process: regulation of cellular response to insulin stimulus; response to vitamin K; osteoblast differentiation.
AUGGACUCUGUACUUUGCCACGGACCCUAUAAAGGCACCAGGGAGCCAGGGCUGGCCCAGCCCAGCACAGGAGGCACCAUGAGGUCCCUCAUCGUGCUGACCCUCCUGGCCCUGCUCACCUUUGGUCUCUGCCAGAGAGCUGCCGAUGGCUCCCCCAGCUCUGAAGCCUUCCUGUCCCGCCGUGCCAGCGCCGAGGUGGUGCAGAGGCAGAAGCGGAAUCUUGGUGGUGCCAGUGGUGCUCCUGCAGCCCCCCCGGACCCGCUGGAGGCCAAGCGCGAGGUGUGCGAGCUCAACCCCGACUGCGACGAGCUGGCGGACCAGAUCGGCUUCCAGGAGGCUUAUCGGCGUUACUAUGGGCUGGUGUAGCCCCAGGCACCCCUCUCGGGGCAGGGACUGAGCGCCCCUGAACCCGCAGCAGCCCCUCCUCUGCCCCCUCCCACCCCCUCUGUUAGUCCUGGAGAGA